AUGAGUAAUGAAACAAUUCAUGUUAUUGAAGAACGUGAUAAUAUUACAGACUUAGAUAUGAUGUAUGGAACAAUGCUAUUUGAAGAAGUCAAUGAUGCUACUUUACUUGAUAAAUGUGAGGAUGAAAUUAUGGUCAACGAAAAUGAAGAAAGUCCACUCGACUCGGACACAAGUACUGCAAAGGAUACGCUUGAACCAGAAAAGGUUUUGGAUUUAAAUGACAUUUUACAACAGCUUGCUGGCAAUCUUGAUCCUCUGCAUAUUUCCAAAUUCAACAUAUGCCGAAGUGAUAUUUGGGCUGGGAUAUUGCGAGAAUGUCAAGAAAUCUUUCUCCCAGAUAGAAAGGUUUCAGUAAAGUUCACCGACGACCUAUUGAGAAAGUAUCAUCCGGUAAACUUUUCUGUGGAAAGGAGAAAGGUAUUAUCUCUUGACGCUAAGGCUCUGAAAGAACAAGAAUAUUUCUAUGCAGGGCAACUCUUUGCUAUGGCAAUAGUUCAUUGUGGAAUUGGCCCUCGUUGUCUUAAUCCAGUCUUGUUUGAUUCACUUGUAAAUGGGCCAAGUGAAAUUGUUGUACCUGUCGAAUCUGUGUAUGACCUAGAAUUGCAAGUAGGCCUACAGCAGUUAAUAUCUGCUGAAUCAGUGGAAGAGGCAAAUGAAAUAAUUGCAAAUAAGAAAUUAGAUAGUGUUUUAGAGCUAUCUGGUUCGUUGAGAUCGAGGAAAAGUGUUGAUGAUGUUAAAGAUGUUGCACGUGAGACAGCUUAUUGGUAUAUUCUGGGUAGGACUCGGCCUGCGUUUGAAAGUUUCCGUAACGGUCUCAAUUGCUUAGGUGUUCUUGACUCUAUUCUUUGCAACCCUUCCACAUUUCACAAGGUUAUGUGUUUUCACGAACAACAGCUUUCAUCAGUUGUACUUGGAAAUCUAUUUUCAGUUCGUAAGGCGAGGUGGAAUCGAAUAGAUGGAGAGUAG
This is a messenger RNA of Xenia sp. Carnegie-2017, 966 nucleotides long. RefSeq names its product G2/M phase-specific E3 ubiquitin-protein ligase-like. The transcript has 2 exons. The record is from RefSeq and is a predicted model, not a curated record. Gene Ontology annotation, molecular function: ubiquitin-protein transferase activity. Bases 1 to 966 code for a protein of 321 amino acids. NCBI's taxonomy places the organism in Eukaryota, Metazoa, Cnidaria, Anthozoa, Malacalcyonacea, Xeniidae.